AUGGCUCUGGCCUCUAAAGUUUUUCAAGACAUGUUCACUUGCGCUUCGUCAUCAUCCGAUAAUAACGACGAUAAUAUGACCGAAUUGACGUUGGAAGGGGAAUCCGAAUUAACAUUUGAGAAUGUCAUGUCAUACAUAUAUCCUAACACUUAUGUGUCCAUCAAUUGGAAUAAUAUUGCCGAAUUUUUACGAGUCGCGGACAAAUUUAUCAUGGAUUCACUGGUGUCGGCGGCAAAAACAUUUCUUGAACAAGAAUUUCGUAAGGAACCGCUGGAAGCACUAUACUUGGCUGAUAAGUAUGCAUUUAAAGAAAUCUACAAGGAAGCAUCAAAAUUAGUUCUUGAGAAAUUGCCAGAUUACAAAACAAGGAGUUCAUUCCAAGAACUUUCGAUACAAACCCGUGCAGCGCUGAAUGAACGGUAUGUAAGAUACACAAAUGCGCUGGGGAAGUUGAAUAAAGUUGAUUUCACCUCAGGAUAUUUGCAUUGUACAGAAUGUUUGAAUUCCAUGAAACAUAACAGGGAGAUCAAGGAGAAAUUUGUGAAUAAAGUCAGACAAGUCCAACGAACGAUUACUGACAGCGCAUUCCAAAUUUUCAUCACGAACAGGCGUUGCAUAGCUCGAUCCGUAGCACGUUAUUUACAGUGUUGCGCUUCUGGAAUUCGCGCCGAGCACACAGAAACUGAAAUUUGCAAUCGCGUUAUAUCCAAGUAUUGUAUUAUUAAUGAGGAUAAUAAAGUGAAUCGGGUGUACCAGGAAUCCACAAGUGCCUCAAAUGAACUUUGUUUGUCUUAUUACGUGAAUUUUAAAGAAGUAAUCUAG
This is a messenger RNA of Acaulospora colombiana, 822 nucleotides long. Lineage: Eukaryota; Fungi; Glomeromycota; Glomeromycetes; Diversisporales; Acaulosporaceae. The record is from the annotation of a GenBank genome assembly.